This is a messenger RNA of Acanthocheilonema viteae, 278 nucleotides long. The record is from the annotation of a GenBank genome assembly. NCBI's taxonomy places the organism in Eukaryota, Metazoa, Nematoda, Chromadorea, Rhabditida, Onchocercidae.
AUGAGAAAUAAUGGCUUUUUCAUGAAUCAAUUUGCUAAUUCGGAUAAAGCUGAGGAGUAUCAUGAAAGUGGAACAAUAUCAUCCGUUGGACGUUACGUUAAAAAAUAUGGGCUACGAACAGAGGUUGUACUUGCUGAUACGCAAUUUUCGGUCUACUAUGAUUAUGUCAUGAAUGAACGAUUUACAAAUGAAAGUGGUCGAGAUGUUUGGGUAACACCUGGAAUGGCAGGUAUUGGAUUCGGUGUUAUGGGACCGGUUAGACAUGGUAUCACAUCAAG